CUGUCAAAGUGAAACUGCCUAAUAUUUUAGCUGAUCCAGAGGAAGGCAAAAUUUCCUAUCUAAUGCACUCGGGGUGGGGCUCAGUGUAACUUCUAUAGGGAAAUCAGAUCAGUCCCCUUUUUAUAAAGCUAAGCACAUUAUCCACAUGUACUCCAAGGCCAGUCUCCAUCGGGGAUUCACCAAGCGCCUGGGUGAGAAUGAGCUACCUCAGCGGGUGAAGGAUGAUGACACAUUCAAGCUUCUGCUUAGACAAGUGGAGAAACAGGUACAGAAGAUCGAGCAGAAAUACGAGAUGCAAGCAGAUAAGAUGAUGAGAGCAGCAGCAAAGGAUGUGCACAGGUUACGAGGGCAGAGCAGCAAGGAGCCUUUGGAGGUGCAGUCAUUCAGAGAGAAGAUGGCAUUUUUCACUCGGCCAAGAACGAACCUACCUACACUCACAGCAGAUGAUGUUUAAUAAUCAUCAUAAAGUAUUUUAUGUUCUAUAUUUUUUCGGUUCUGAGCACCAUGGCAAAGGAAAUGCAGCCUGGUGAAGCUGAAAAUGUAAUUGUGUGGUGUAAUGAAGUUACAGAGUUUCAUGUCACUUAUUAUUUUGCAUUGCAAUAACCAGCAGAGUAACACUGGCUUGAGGUACGACAACACAAGUGGACAUUUUUAUUUUUAUCGUCGUGAUUACAAAACCAGCAUUCCUUUUCCACAUCUGUAUAGCUUGUAUAUUUAGAGCUGUAUUUUCAGAUGAACCGUUUCAGAUGUUGUGUGUGUGCAAAGUAUAACUUUUGUACAGUCCGCUUCAGAGAUUUGUAAUGCAAUAAAAUUCUAUUAAAAUGGGCUACUAGAAAAAAGGAAUACUUACAGAUUCACGCAACUUUUUGGACAUUAACUAUUUUGUAUCGGAUGUUUUAGCAAAUUCGUGCUAUAUCAUAAAUGCUAAAUAGACAAUUUUAUGAUAUAAUACAGUUUGGAAUAUAUUUUGAAAUGCACUUACCACAUUGUGGCCCCCAUGGAAAGACAAAUGAAGAAAAAAAAAUCAGUUACCGGUUCCUUAAAUUGGUCUAAAAUAUUAUGUGAUGAACAUUUUAGUGGUGCAUAGUUACGGUCAAAUGCAAUUUUUGGUAAUAAAAGCUUAUUUUCAA
Messenger RNA from Xenopus laevis (African clawed frog), 1130 nucleotides. Its product is annotated as protein KIBRA-like. The record is from RefSeq and is a predicted model, not a curated record. NCBI's taxonomy places the organism in Eukaryota, Metazoa, Chordata, Amphibia, Anura, Pipidae. The transcript is spliced from 3 exons. The coding region runs from base 146 to 454 and encodes 102 amino acids.